Molecule: messenger RNA, 11269 nt
Organism: Mustela erminea (ermine)
Lineage: Eukaryota; Metazoa; Chordata; Mammalia; Carnivora; Mustelidae
Gene: ARMCX4
Product: armadillo repeat containing X-linked 4
Exons: 7
Coding region: 1049-9307 (2752 amino acids)
Source: RefSeq, a predicted model, not a curated record
CGACGUACCCGAUGGGGAGUGUUAGUCUUACAGCCUAAGAGAGAAAGAGAGGAUUCCUCUAAGCAGAGAAAAGGCCAGAACCACGGCCUGGGGAGAGUGAUAUGCAGACCUGACCCUCUACAGUAAUCAGAGAAGUGCAAAACCCAAGCCCAAGAGGUGAGACCACUCACUAGUCGCGCCUCAGAUUGGAGAGGACAGAGCUGAGAGACUAGGCGCUCCGGGGCUCAGCUCGCAGACUGGUGGAGGGGAAGUUGGGAAGAACGGAGGUGGGGGACAGGGUCCGGUAGAGCUCCCCACAGGCCGAAGGGGUGGGGAUGGGUGGGCAGAGAGCUCGCUGGUGACGCGGGGCCCUCACGUGACCUGGAGCUGCAGAGCGACGCAGCCUUCGGUGCAGUCGUCACUCGCGUCUGGGUAUCGGUUCCCCGCUGUCCUGCGCCUGGCGGGCUGGCAUUGGGCCCGAGGAAAGCGGAGCAGUAGUUCCGUGUGGCACUGUUUGUGGCGAGGCAAGGGAAGAAGGAGAGAAGAAAACUGCACGGGAUCUGUGGAGAUUCUCCCGCCUGUAUGAGCACCUUGGUGAAGGAACUGAUGGAUUUUUGGGAGAAACCUUAGAAUCCUACAGGUCUUCUCCCAUAGACCUACAGUAAGGCUGGAAGCCAGGGAAAGGGGGAGACUCGCAUGGAACCAUGAAGGUUUGUGUGAAGGUGGGCAGCACCUGGGGAUAACAAGAAGAUCUUCCUGCAGGUCUGCUGUAGGGCUUGAGAUUACUGGAGGCAAAGAAACAAGGAGGAAAUUGCCCCUGAUCAGUAUAGACUGGUCCACUGAUCUCAUGAGUUAAUAGAUCUACUUUAGGGUAUAUCACCAAUCAAGAGAAGGAAAGAGGAGGGAACUGCCUUGAUCAUUACAGGUCCACCUCCAGUGGCAGCUGUAGUGGCCUUUAAGUGGCUGAAGACCAGCGCCCUCACAGGCCUACACCCAGACCUACUACCCUCUUUCCCCAUCCUGAUUGAGCCCCCUGUGCCUUGUUCGUGACUUUACUAGGGGUGAUUACAUGGGCCGCGUUCAGGAAGUGUGCUGGGUGACUGCAGGACUGGUGGUUUGGGCUGGUACCUGCUACUACCUUCACAGAUUAACCAAAGGAAGAGUCCAGAGUGUGAGGACACUUGCCAAAAAUGGGUCCAAGGUCAAGAUGGGGACUGUUGUUGGGGUACAGAACCAGACCCUGGCCACAGGUGAAGCCAUGGGUGGGACAGAGACUGAGACUAGACCCAAGGCCACGUCUGGAGCAGAAGCUGAAGCAGGAGGGAGGGCUGGGGCUGAAGUAGAGAUUACCACCACUGCUAAAGCUAGACCCAAAGCCAGCUCUCAGGCCAUGACAAUGGCUGAGGCAGAGGCAGAGAUACAAUCUGAGGCCAAAACAGUGGCCAGAAAAGUGAGCAUGACAGAGGUAGUGACUUUGACUGAAGCCCAGGUCAAAGCCGGGGAAGUAGCUAUGAAAGAAGCCGUGACCCAAACUGAUUCUGAGGCUGGGAGAGUAGUCAGGAGAGAGGCUGUGACCCAGACCAAGGCUAAAGUUUGGCCACUGGCUGCCAGGGCAGAGACCAAGAAAGAAGUAAUGACCCAGACCAAAGUGGAAGCUCGUAUACUGGCUGAAAAAGAGACGAACAGAGUGACGGUGACCCAGAGUGAGGCCUUAGGAGUGACCAGGGAGGUGGCCAAGAUGGGUGCCAUAAAUAAGACUGGAAUUGUGGCUGAGACCAAGGCAAGAGCCCCGGAAGAGACUGUGAGUGUGGCCAAGAGUCAGUCUGAGGCCAGGCCUGGUAACACAGUUGAUGCUAAGGGAAAUCCUAAUGCCUCACCCAGGGCAGAAGUUGGAGCAGACAUGAGGUUCUGUACACCAUCUCAGGCUGUAACCAAGAGCCAGGUCAACAACGUGCCUGGUGCUGGGGUUGAGGUCAAGGGGAAACACAAAACCGUGUCUCGGGCAGAGUCUAGGGCAGACACAAAGGCUUCUGUCCAGCCUCAGAUUAUAGCCAAGACCCAGGCUGAGGCUAUGCUUGGGGCAAAGGUUGAUGCUGGGGCUAAUACCAAUGCCCUGUGUAAGGCAGGGGCAGGGGCAGAUAUGAGAGUUCCUAUGCAACCUCAGACUGCGGCCAAGAAACAGGUCGAGACAGUGUUUGGUGCCAGGGUUGAUGACAGGGGAAAUACUGAUGUCACAUCUAAGGCAAUGGCAGGAGGUGACAUGAGGGCUGCUGCUCACCCUCAAGCUACAGCCAGUGCUCAGGCUGAGGCUACACUGGAGACCAGGCUUAAAGGUAGAGGCAACUCCAAUGCUGUGUCUAAAACAGGGGCCAGGGCAAACCUGAGGACCAGUUCCCAGGCUGAGGCCUUGCCUGAUGCCAGGGUUAAGACCAGAGACAAUCCCAAUGCCAUGUCUAAAAUGGGGGCUGGGACAGACAUGGAGCUCUAUACACAGCCUCAGCCUGGGGCCAAUGUCCAGGCUGAUGCCUUGCCUGAUGGCAGGAUUAAGGCUAAAGGCAAUGCCAACACCAUGUCUAAGGAAGCGGCUGGGACAGACACAAAGGUAGAGUCUCAGGCUUCCACCAAGAGCCAGGUUGAGACCUUACCUGGUACUAGAGGUAAGACAAGGGGGAAAGGCAAAAGCAAGCAUAAAGCAGGAGUCGGGAUGGAAAUGAAAACCAGCGUGCAGCCUCAGGUUGGGCCCAAGACCCAAGCUGAUGCUUUACCCGAUUCCAGGGUUGAUGGCAGGGGUGAUCCUAAUACUAUUUCUAGGUCAGGGGCUAAGGCUGAACUGAGGGCCUGUGGGCAGCCUCAGACUAUGGCCAGUUCCCAGGGUGAGGCCUUGCCUGGUGCCAAGAAUAAGGUCAGGGGCAAUUCCAAUACUAUGUCUAAGUCAGAGGCUGGACCAGAUACAAUGGGCUCUGCCCAGCAUCAUGCUGUGGCCACUUUCCAGGAUGAAAUGUCACCUAAAACUAAGAAUAAAGUCAAGGGCAAACCCAACGCUAUGUCUGAGGUAGGGACUGGGCCAGAUUCAAUAUGUUCUGUCCAGCCUGAAACAGAUACAGCAGGCUCUGCUCAGCCCCAGACUAAGGCCAGUUCCCAGGGUGAGGCCUUGUCUGGACCUAAGAAUCAGGUCAGGGGCAAUCCCAAUGCUGUGUCUAAGGCAGGGACUGGGCCAGAUACAUUGGCCUCUGGACAGCUCCAGGCUGUGGCCAGUCCUCAGGGUGAAGCCUUGUCUGGUAAUAAGAGCAAAGUCAGGGGCAAUCGCAAUGUUGUAUCUAAGGCAGGGACUGAGUCAGAUACGAUGUGUUCUGCCCAGGAUGAAACAGAUACAACAGGCUCUGCUCAGCCCCAGGCUGUGGCCAGUUCCCACGGUGAAGCCUUGCCUGGUACUAAGAACAAGGUCAGAGGCAAGUCCAAUGCCAUCUCUAAGACAGGGGCUGGGCCAGAUACAUUGUGCUCUACCCAGCUCCAGGCUAUGGCCAAUGCCCAGGGUGAAGCCUUGCCUGGUACCAAGAAUAAGAUCAGAGACAAAUCCAAUUCUUUGUCUAAGGCAGGGGCUGGGCCAGAUACAGUUGGCUCUGCCCAACUCCAGGCUAUGGCCAAUGCCCAGGGUGAAGCCUUGCCUGGUACCAAGAAUAAGAUCAGAGACAAAUCCAAUUCUUUGUCUAAGGCAGGGGCUGGGCCAGAUACAGUUGGCUCUGCCCAACUCCAGGUUGUGGCCAAUGCCCAGGGUGAAGUCUUGUCUGGUACUAAGAAUAAGGUCAGGGGCAAUCCCAGUGCUGUGUCUAAGGCAGAGGCCAGGGAAGAUGCAAUGGGCACUGAAGAGCCUCAGACAGAUACAACAGGGUCUGCCCAGACCCUGGAUAUGGCCACUUCCCAAGGGGAAUCCUUGCCUAGCAUCAAGAAUAAAGUUACGGGUAAAUCCAGUGCUGUGUCUAAGACAGGGGCUGGACUAGAUACAGUGAACUCUGUCCAGCCUCAGGCUGUGGCCAGUUCUCAAGGUGAAGUUCUGCCUGGGACUAAGAACAAGGUCAAGGGAAAUUCCAGUGCUGUGUCUAAGACAGGGGCUGGGCCAGCUACAGUGGGAUCUGCCCAGCUCCAGGCUGUGGCAAAUGCCCAGGGUGAGGCCUUGCCUGGUGUCAAGAAAAAGGUCAAGGGCAACCCCAGUGCUUUGUCUAAAGCAGGAACUGGGCCAGAUUUAGCAGGUUCUGCCCAACCUCAGGUUGUGGCCAAUUCCCAGGGUGAAGUCUUGCCUGGGACUAAGAACAAGGUCAGGGGAAAUUCCAAUGUUGCAUCUAAGACAGGGGCUGGGCCAAGUACAGUGGGCUCUGCCCAGCUCCAGGCUGUAGCCACUUCCCAGUGUGAAGCCUUGCCUGGUGUGAAGAAUCAGGUCAGCAGCAAUCCUAAUGCUGUGUCUAGGAUAGAGGGCAGAGCAGAUACAACAAGCUUUGCCCAGCUUCAGGAUGAGUCUAAGGGUGAAGCCUUGCCUGGUGCCAGGAGUAAGGUUCGGUGUAAUCUUAGUGCUUUGUCUAAAGCAGAUACUGGGCCAGAUAUGGUGGGCUCUGCUCAACCGCAUGCUGUGACCAGUUCUCAGGGUGAAGACUCCUCUGGCACUAAGAAUAAGGUCAAGGGCAAUCCCAAUGCUCUGUGUAAGGGAGAGACCGGGGCAGAUGCAGUGGGCUCUGCCGAGCUCCAAGUUGUGACCAGUUCCCAGGGUGAAGCCUUGUCUGGUAAUAAGAGUAAGGUCAGGGGCAAUUCCAAGGUUCUGUCUAAGACAGAGGCCAGGGUAGAUGUGAAGGGCUCUGCUUGGCCUCAGGCUGUGGCCAUUUCCCAGGGUGAAGUUUUUUCUGGUACUAAGAAUGUCAGCAGCAAUCCCAAUGCUGUUUCGAAGGCAGAGGUUGGGGCAGAUACAGUGGGCCCUGCGCAGUCUCAAACAGAUACAACAGGCUCCCCCCAACCCCUGGCUGUGGCCAAUUCCCAGGGUGAAGUCUUAAGUGGUACUAAGAAUAAGGUCUGGGGCACUCUCAGUGCUGCAUCUAAAGCAGGGAUUGGGCCAGAUACAGUGGGUUUUGCCCAGCCCCAGGCUGUGGCCAGUUCCCAGAGUGAAGCCUUGCCUAGUGUCAAGAAUAAGGUCAGAAGCAAUCCCAAUGCUGUGUCUCAGGUAGAGGCCAGAGCAGGUACAACAAGUUUUGCCCAGCCUCAGGCUGUGUCUAAUUCCCAGGGUGAAACCUUGUCUGGUGCCAGGAGUAAGGUCCAGGGCAAUCCCAGUGCUAGGUCUAAGGCAGGCACCAGGCCAGAUAUAAUGUGUUCAGAUCAGCCUCAAAGAGAUAUAACAGGCACUGCCCAACCCCAGGCCAUGUCUAAUUCCCAAGGUGAAAACUUGCUUGGUGCCAGAAAUAAGGUCAGGGACAAUCUCAAUGUGGUAUUUAAGGCAAGGGAUAGGCAAGAUACAGUAGGCUCUCUUUCACCCCAGGCCAUGGCCAUUUCUCAGGGUGAGGCCCUCCUUGGCGCCAGAAGUAAGGUCAGGGGAAAUACCAAUGCUGAGUCUAGGGUAGAGGCUGGGGCACAUAUGAUGGGCUCUGGCCAGCCUCAGUCUGCAGCCCAUUUCCAGAGUAAGAUCUUGCCUGAGACAAAGGACAAGGCUAUACCCAAGUCUGAGGCAGAAGCCACAGGAGAUGAGGGUUAUGCAAAGCCCAAGGCUGAGGCCAUGCUCACUUCUGAGAGUGGGAGUGGGACAGGUACUCAGGCCUGCAGUAAAACUCGGCCUAGGGUCCAUGACUAUUACUGGAAUGGGAUUGGUAUUGAGGAUUGGAUUGCUUCUGAGCGAUGGAUCAAAUUUAGGUUUCAGGCCAGGGAUGGAUACUGGGAGAAUAGCAUGUCUUGGGCUGAUGAUGAGAACGAAGCCAGUAUUGAGUCCUGGAGUGGAGCUAGUCAUAAGUCUGAUAUUAGGUCCUGGGCUGGAGCUAAGGCUGAGAAUGAAGCUGGUUUUCCAUCCUGGGCUGCAGCUGGGGACCAGGCCUGUGGUGGGCUCUGGGGUGGGAGUCAGGCCAGUAAGGGUUCUUUGUCAGAGGCUGGGGACAUGGCCAUUGGAGCAUCCUGGAUUGGGGCUGAGAACCAGGUCAGUGAGGGUUCUUGGGCUAGCACUGGGAACCAGGCUAUUGGGGAGCCCUGGGUUGGAGGUCAGGCCAGUAGGGUGUCCUGGGCUGGGGAAGAUGCCAUUGGAGUGUCCUGGACUGGAGCUGAGGAACAGGCCAGUGGAAGGUCCCAGGAUGGUGCUGGAAUUCAAGCUAAUGGAGGGUCUUGGGCUGAAGCUAAAGCUGGGAAUGUGGCUAGUAUUGGGUAUUGGCCUGGGGAUAUGGACCAGGCUAGUGGAGGGUACUGGGUUGGGACUGGUGGUCUGUCUGGUGGAUCCAAGCCUAGAUUUGAGGAUCAGGCCAGUGAAAAUGUGACCUGGGCUGACACUGCAGACCAAGCUAGUGGAGGCUCCAGGCUGAGACCUAUGGACCAGUCGGGUGGUGAGUCCUGGGCUAGGGGUGGGGAACAGGCCAGCAAAGGUUCUAAACCAGGGUUUGUGGACCAGUCUAGUGUUGGGCCCUGGGCUACCAUUGGAAAUCAGGCCAGUGGAGGAUUCUUGGUUGGGACUAUGGAGCAGGCCAGUGACGGGUCCUGGGCUGGGACUAGUGAUCAGUCUGGUGGUGAGUCCAAGCCAAGAUUUGAGGAUCUGGCAAAUGCAGAAGCAUCUUUGGCUAGGGUUGGUGGCCAGGCUGAUGGAAGGCCUAGGUUGGGGCCUGAGGACCAGCCCAGUGGGAGGUCCUGGGGUGACUCUGGGGACCAAGCCAAUGGAGGGUUCUUGGUUGGGGCCAUGGACCAGGCCAAUGGAGGGACCUGGGCUGUACCUGGGGAUCAGGCUGGUGAUGGGACAAAACCUAGAUUUGAAGAGCAGGCAAGUGGAAGAGGGUCUUUGGCUGACAAUGGGGGUCAGGCUGGUGGAGGGUUUAGGCUGAGUCCCAGGGACCAGUCCAUUGCAGAUUCCUGGGCUGGCACUGGGGACCAGGCCAGUGAAGAAUGUAGAUCAGGGCCUGAGGAUCAGUCCAGUGGAUGGUUCUGUGCUUGCAGUGGGGGUCAGUCUAAUGCAAGUGGGACCUGGGGUGAGUCUGGUGGCCAUGCUAUUGGAGGAUCUAGACUAGGGCCCAUGGUCCCAUCCAGUGGUGGGUCCUGGGUUGAUACUGGAAGUUGGGUCAGUGGAAGGUCUUGGGGAGGGACUGGAGAUCAAGCUAGUAGCUGUCCCAAACCUGGAUUUGAGGAUCAAGCCAGUAAAGGAAGGUUCUGGUCUGGUGUUGAAGACCAGGCUGUUGGAGGCUCUAAUCCAGGGCCUGCAAACCAGUCUAGUGGUGGGUCCUGGACUGCCACUGGGAGUCAGGUCAGUGGAAGGUCUUGGGCUGGGGCUGGGAUUCAGGCUGAUAGCUGUUCCAAACCUGGACUUGAGGACCCAGCAGGUAGAGAAGGCUCCCAGGCUGGCAUUAGGGACCAGGCUAGUGGAAAAUUGUGGGCUGGGUCUAGGCCUCAUAAUGAAGCCUGUAAAAGAUCGAAGCUGGGGCUUGAGGACCAGGCAAGUGGAGGGCCCUGGGCUAGGGCUGGUGACCAGGCCAGUGGAAGACCCCAGAUCAGUGCUGAGAUGGAGGCCAAAGAAAGAUCCUGGUUUAGGACUGGGGGUGAGACUAGUACAGGGUCUUGCCUCAGGAGAGGGGAAGAGGCUGGUAUUGUAUCCAAACCUGGAGAUAAAAAUGAAGCCAAUAUUGAAUCCCGAUCAGGGGCUAAAGAAGAGGCCAUCCUUAGUUCCAGAUUUGGGGCUGAGGAUAAGGCCAGUAUUGGGUCCUGGAUCAGCUCUGAAGAGGCAGCCUGUAUGGAUUCCCUUGUGGGGGCUGAGGCUGGGGCUGAGGCAGAGGUCAGGAAGGAGUCUUGGCUCUGGGAUGGAGAUGCAGCCACUACGGGCUCUAGACUUGGGGCUGAGGAAGAGGCUUGCAUGGAGUCGUGGACUUUGGCUGAGGAUGUAGAUGAGGAUGAGCUAAGUAGAGCGUCUAGCCCUGAUAUUGAGGAAAUCAGUUUAAGGUCCCUGUUUUGGGCUGACAGUGAGAGGAGUAAUGAGUUCAGACCCAAGAGGGAGAGAAAUGUCAAUUUUGAGUGUGGAGCUGGAGAUAAGGCCAAUGCCAAGGGUAAGCUUGAGGCACCGACUGCUGGUGGAGUUGAUGAAAGGUCCUGGUUCUGGGAUGGUAAUGAAAACAUAAGUGAGGACAAAUCUGCACCUAAGACUAAAGCCAAAAAGUCAGCUGAGUCAAGAGGCACAUAUCCAUCCAUGGUCCCUGGUGCAGGAAUGGGGUCAUGGGCAGGAGCCAUGAUCUGGACGGAAAUGAAAUUUCCAUACCAAAAUAAGUCCUGCUUCCCACCUGAGGAUGAGCUCAGAAAGCAGAUCAGGUAUGAGGAGAAAACUCAGCCCUGGACCUGUCGCUGUAAACGCGAAGCAAAUAUGGAUCCACGAGAGCUUGAAAAACUCAUUUGCAUGAUUGAGAUGACUGAAGAUCCUUCUAUUCAUGAAAUAGCUAAUAAUGCUCUUUAUAACAGCCCUGAAUAUCCCUUUUCCCAUGAAGUCAUUCGUAAUGCAGGUAGAAUCUCAAUUAUUGAAAGUUUGCUCAAUAAUCCCUAUCCCAGUGUUAGGCAGAAGGCUUUAAAUGCACUGAAUAACAUCUCAGUGGCUGCUGAAAAUCAUAGGAAGGUGAAAACAUACUUAAACCAAGUUUGUGAAGACACAGUCACCUAUCCCUUGAAUUCAAAUGUACAGCGGGCUGGACUAAGACUGAUAAAGCAUUUGACCAUUAUUAGUGAAUAUCAACAUAUGGUUACAAAUUAUAUUUCAGAAUUUCUUCGUUUGUUAACUGUGGGAAGUGGAGAAACAAAAGACCAUAUUUUGGGAAUGCUUUUGAAUUUCUCCAAAAAUCCGUCUAUGACAAAAGACUUACUCAUUGCCAAUGCACCAACAUCACUGAUUAAUAUCUUUAGCAAGAAAGAGACAAAAGAGAAUAUUCUUAAUGCUCUUUCACUAUUUGAAAAUAUAAAUUAUCAUUUUAAAAGAAGGGCAAAAGUAUUUACCCAGGACAAGUUCAGUAAAAAUUCCCUUUACUUCAUAUUCCAACGACCUAAAGCUUGUGCCAAGAAGCUCCGAGUCUUAGCAGCAGAGUACAGUGACCCUGAGGUGAAAGAAAAAGUUGAGCUAUUAUUAAGUAAACUCUGAUUAACUGUAUGUUCCCAAACAAAUCUGAGUAAUACUUUGGUUUUGCAGUCUGGAAGUAAUGCACAUUGUAAAUUGCAUUACAACUUUGAAACUGAUGUUACUUGUGAUGGUCUGUAGCUGGAUCACUUUAUGGACAUGAAAUGUACUGAAAAUACAUGUGUUGACUAUUACCUUGUUUGGACUGAGAUAUUUUUAGUAUGCUUCAUGAGCAGAAACUGACCUGAUUCUUCAUGAGUAAGGUAAUUUUUGGUCCUUUGUGUGGACUUGUGUUUCUACAUUUGAGACUAUUUUUUAUGUUAUCAAUAAAGUUGUGUGUUUUAAGCAGAAAAAAAGAGACACAUCUUUGUCCUUGAGUUUAUGAUCUAUUUGGAAAGGCAAGAUGUAUGGAAACAAAAACAUACUAACAAAACCGCAAUCCUCUGUCCAAAUCCUUCCUGUCAGUGCAGAAAUGUCUUCAGGCAGCAGUGCUGAGGCAAAGUUGUGCAGAGGAGGGGUAUGUUUAAAUAAGCUGGGCUUGAAGGAUAGGAUAAAAAUGGGGCGGGAGAGCAUUGGAGGAGGGUGGAGUGGUGGGAAGAAAGGCAUGAAGGUGGAAAUCCCAAUCCAGAGAGGAGGGUGGCCUGCCCAAAGUUCCAAGUGUGGGGAGAGGAAUGACGGGAAAUGUAAUCCAUCAGUCUGGGAGAGCCCCUUCAUGCAGGAUCCCUGAUUGCUAAACCUGGUUAUUUGAAUGUUACUCCUUCCACCCUUGGGAGGCCCCAAAGCCUUCUGUGCCCAGAGGAAUGAAAAUGAAAGGAAAAGGAUGUAGCUGAUUUGUGUGCAGGUUGGGUCAGAUUUGGGAUGGGGAAAGGAGUGACCACUGGAGAUUGGAACACCAGUUAGGAAAUCACUGCCAUGGUCCAGGCAUGAGAUGAUAGAAGUGUGAGACUUCACUACUGGCCACAGGAAUGGCAAGGGGAGAAAGGAAGUGAGAGACUCUUUGAACAAAGAAGUGAUGGAACAUAUCUUGAGGGCAUACAGAGAAGGACAAUUUUAUUUUAGGGUCCUGGUAGCACUUCAUUGGAAAACACUCUCUUUCUUGGCCAAAUCUGGUGUCUAUGUCGGUAAAUACAUUAGUUAUUUUUUGAAAUAAUAAGAAAGUAUAAUAGAAGAAAGAACAAUAUUUAGUGCUUCUAUCAGGUUUCUUUUAGAAGGUUGACUAAGGCAGGGCCUUUAUGGGAUCAUUGAGAGUAAUAUUGGCAUCAAUACUGUAGAAGACCCACCUCUCUCCCACCCUAGAGUGUGGUGAGGGUGUGGUGGGAGGGGCACUCUCAAACUGGGCUGGUAGGAGCAUACAUCCAUACAAGGUCCAUUUGGGUACAUGUUUCAGAAGUCUUUAAGAUGUGUGUGCUCUUUGAACCAGUAAUCCCACUUGUAGAAAUUUAUCUAUAGAAAACGAUCAAAUAAUUGGCUCGUACAAAGCUGUGCAUCUUCGUAGUGUUUGAAGAGAGAAAACAUGUGAAUGACCCAAGGGCCUCAAAAUAGGCACUUGGCUAGACAAAUUAGGGUGUGUCUACACAUUGAAACAUUUUGCAGCAAUUGAAAAUGGUGAUAGACAUCUACAUUUAUUUACUUGGAAACAAAUUAGCAUAUAAUCUUAAGUGGGGGAAAAUAGGCUACAAGAGCACAUGCUGUACUUUUUAUAAAGAAAAAGUAUAUAUAUUCAACUAUCUCAUAUAUAAGCUUUGGUGUAUACUCUGAGACUAUGGGUGUUAGGUUAAUGGGUAAUUUUACCUGUUUUUUACUCACUUGUAUUUUCUGAUUUUUAUACAAUACACAACAGGAGUUUUUGCAUAAUUUGCCAAGAGGAAGUGGAUGGAUUUGGGCUAAGCAGACCUGUCAGUAGCACUUCAGGGAACCAGAGCAGAAGUAUAAAUAAAUAGAGGCUCACAUACUGGUGUCUAGCUAUUUGGAAGGCAUAAAUUAAAA